Molecule: messenger RNA, 2305 nt
Organism: Beta vulgaris subsp. vulgaris (sugar beet)
Lineage: Eukaryota; Viridiplantae; Streptophyta; Magnoliopsida; Caryophyllales; Amaranthaceae
Exons: 3
Coding region: 314-1852 (512 amino acids)
Molecular function (GO): glycosyltransferase activity
Source: RefSeq, a predicted model, not a curated record
UCUUACACUUCUCUUUCUAAUUAGCACCCCCCCUUCAUUGACACUUUGACUUCCACAUUUCUCACCUCUUCUUCUCUUCUCCAAAUUCAUAACCCAAAAAACCCAUUAAAAACCCAUUUUAUUUUCUCUCAGAAAAAAGAAACAAAAACCCUCUUAUUUCUAUUCUCUCUCCUCAUUCAACUCAUCUUGUUUCUCUGUACAUAACCUUGAUUUCCGGGUCUUUAAACAAGGAGACAAUAUUACUCUAUUUCUCUGCUUUUCUGGGUUCUUUUUUCUGCCAUAAAAACAACCAAAAAAGAAAGAAAGAAAGAAAAUGGUGCAUCAUCAAAGAUACUAUUGCCAAAAUAUGAAGAAAGGAGAAAACUUUGUUAAAAACUUCAUUAUAUCAGAUGAAGAAUCACAAAUUGGGCUACUUUCUAUAAAUGGAAGUUAUUUCAAAAGAGCAAUUAGACCAAAACUUCUUACUUUCCUUUUUCUAUCUCUUCUCUCAUGUAGUCUCAUAUGGACUCCUCAACUCUUUGGUUUUCCCUCCACUUUCUCUCUCCUCUAUUCAUUAGGAGCUGAGAAUGAUGAUAUGGGUUCAAAGCUUCCUCUUUGUUCAUACGUCUCUAAUGGAACAAUAUGUUGUGAUAGAAGUAGUAUCAGGACUGAUGUAUGUUACAUGAAGGGUGACAUAAGGACACAUUCAUCUACUUCUUCAAUCUUCCUUUACACUCAAAAUGAUCAGAAAGGUAGUUUGGGUGAAGGCGAAAAGGUUAGGCCUUACACCCGAAAAUGGGAAAGUAGUGUUAUGAACACCAUUGAAGAACUUUCACUUGUGUCAAAGCACAAAACCAGCAAUUCUCAGCAUAAAUGUGAUGUUGUCCAUGAUGUUCCAGCAGUGUUCUUCUCAACAGGAGGAUAUACUGGAAACGUCUACCACGAAUUCAAUGACGGUAUAGUCCCGUUAUACAUCACUUCUCAGCAUUUUAAGAAGAAAGUUGUGUUUGUCAUCCUUGAAUAUCAUGAUUGGUGGUUGACUAAGUAUGGGGAUAUUCUUUCCCACUUGACUGAUUAUCCACCCAUUGACUUCAAUGGAGAUAAUCGAACACAUUGCUUUCCAGAAACCAUUGUGGGUUUGAAUAUACAUGAUGAGCUCACUAUUGAUCAAUCCCUUAUGAGAGAAAACAAGUCAAUUAGGGACUUUAGGAACAUCUUGGACCGAGCUUAUUUGCCUCGAAUUACAGAUUUAAUUCUAGAUGAGGAAAGGGAGAAGCAAGUCUCACAAUCUCCAUCCUCCACCACCGCCUUACUUGAGUAUGAUGAUUCACCAAAGAAACCAAAGUUGGUCAUACUUUCAAGAAGUGGGUCUAGGGCAAUACUCAAUGAAGACUCACUAGUGAAACUAGCUGAAAAAAUCGGUUUUCAGGUUGAGGUGGUAAGGCCAGAGCGAACCACUGAGUUAGCGAAGAUUUAUAGGGCACUUAACUCUAGUGAUGUGAUGAUUGGAGUCCAUGGUGCAGCCAUGACACACUUUCUCUUUGUUAAGCCUAGCCGUGUUUUCAUUCAAGUUGUUCCUCUAGGAACUGAUUGGGCAGCUCAGACUUACUAUGGAGAUCCCGCGAUGAAGCUUGGUUUGAAGUAUAUUGGGUACAAAAUUCUUCCAAAAGAGAGCUCAUUGCAUGAUGAUUAUGAUAUAACUGAUCCUGUUCUAAGCGACCCUGAUAGUGUAAACGCAAAAGGUUGGGAGUACACUAAGAGGAUCUAUCUGGAUAAGCAGAAUGUUAAGUUAGAUCUUAGGAGAUUCAAGAAGCGGCUUGUUCAUGCGUAUGAUUAUUUGGCUCUUAGGAAAAUUCGAGGAUCUCUCUCUUGAGGUUUUGUUACUGUUGAACACUCCUGGUCUAUGUAGCAUGGGAAUGGAUAAGGUUUCAGGAUCGGUUUCACUUUGGACCUAAAGAAACCUCAUGUGCAAGAGGUUUUCGUGCUUCAUAGUGUUGAUUCGUUUGUUCUUUUGUUCCUUGGUUUUGAGAAUGACUAAUGGUGGGUGUAGCCAACCUUACACCCGCUUACCAUCAUAUGGCGUUAUUCUAAUGGUCAACUAGUCCUCGUACUCAAGUAGUCGAUAUAAGCUGUCCAUUAGCAAAACGCCAUGUGGCUAACAACGAAAAGGUUGGAUACUCGAAUACCAUAUUCCUUUAAAAAAUCAAAUUUUGUAUAUCAAUAUACAGUAGUUAGAUGGUUUAGGAAUUUUUUGUUGUAGAGAAUGUAACUGUGAUGUAAAUGCAUUAGUAAGCAAAGAAUAAGAUUGGUUUGGUAUUGAGAAACA